CCAACAUUGAUGCCUCCAUUGUUCCUCACUGGGCCUGUGACUGCAUAUACUCUGUCCAUCGUAGGGCUGUACGACUGCAUCUGCUCCUCAACUCACCUGCCUCAAGUCCUGCGUGCUCUACUGUCCGAUGCCAUGAGCAAAUUCGUCAAGAAGCAUCUGAUCAUCGGGUAUAGCGAAAGAUUCAAUGCUGCUUGCAUCAAGCGACGAGCAGAGCUCCAAGUGAGCUUCGGCUACCUCAGCACAUCUCUGUCGACCAUUCUCAACCUCUCAAACGGUACGUCUGCAGGGACAAAUGUACCCGUCGAGGCACCAUCUGCGAAAGACACCUUCAUGCACCACUCAAUGCGUAGGUCACUGGUCUCGCCCGCUUCAAUUUUGGAGCUGCUGCGCAAAGUGGACAGAGCGGCCUAUCCUGCCGAGGCAAUCCUUCCUACACUGCAACCACUAGCCGCACCUAUGGGCCGUCUUCGCAGCGCCAGCGUGCCAAUCGACCCCAUGCCGGAUAGCACAGGAGGUACGAGAGACGAUGGCUCUGCUGAGAGGGAGCAGAGCGGACCAAACCUCAGAGUUCCGACGGUGGGAAGCUUUGUCAUGCACAGUGCUAGCGAGGGCGAGCUGAUUGACAUCGAUGAGAGUGACAGCGAUAGCGGGAGAGCAAGCGCACAAGACUCACCUGGGCUAGGUCCUCUCCCGAGGGCAGCUAGAGGUCUCAUUGUCUUGUCCACAGACUCCCUCUUGAGCAUCUCCUCUGCGCCCAGUCCUGCAUCCCCAACCCCUUCUCUACUGAGCAUCUCAGAUGCAGGUGCGGAUGCGAGUGCAGAAGACCACUUGGGCUCAGGCUCAGGCUUACCCUCAGACCUGAACCCACACUCGGAUCUACACUUGAAUUCAACUGAAGACGAUCCGACCUCGAUCUCGAUCUCGAUCUCGACUUCAACCUCGACCUGGACCUCUAGAGAGGCGAUGUGGAAUUCUCAAGAGUAUUCUUUCUCCACAAUUGCGACCAACGGCUCGCUCCCUUCAACUUUUUCGCAUCAUCAAGUGCCGGACCAGCAGCGGGAAGCAGAGUACGAAGAUCAAAAGGGAGAGCGGCAGGAGAGGGAAGGGGAAGGCAAAGGAGAAGGGGAAGGAGAAGGGGAAGGAGAAGGGGAGGAUGCCUGCAGUAUCUUGAGCGUGUCUUCCUUCGAUUCAACGUGA
This is a messenger RNA of Microstroma glucosiphilum, 1197 nucleotides long. RefSeq lists its product as hypothetical. The transcript is spliced from 3 exons. The coding region runs from base 10 to 1197 and encodes 395 amino acids. The record is from RefSeq and is a predicted model, not a curated record. NCBI's taxonomy places the organism in Eukaryota, Fungi, Basidiomycota, Exobasidiomycetes, Microstromatales, Microstromataceae.